Molecule: messenger RNA, 308 nt
Organism: Arabidopsis lyrata subsp. lyrata
Lineage: Eukaryota; Viridiplantae; Streptophyta; Magnoliopsida; Brassicales; Brassicaceae
Exons: 3
Coding region: 1-279 (92 amino acids)
Source: RefSeq, a predicted model, not a curated record
AUGAAGAGAAAGCGUGAGGAAGGAGAUAAUGAAGAAGAGAGUAGUGGAGUCCGUGGAAAUUAUACAUUCAUAUUAGGAGAUACUGAUCAAAAUUUAAAGCAAAAAGCUCUAACAUGUAUUUAUAGUUUUGAUGGAGUUAUAUCCGUAAGCUAUUAUGCACAAAUGAACGCGUUUUGCGUGUUUGGAGAAGGAAUUAAGGAGACCGAAAUUCAAAGGAAGAUAGAUGAGAUUUAUAACCCAAAACCAAAGAGGUUCAUAUUGUGUUGUAUUCCCAAAUAAUGAUAUGGUGUUUUUUUUUUUUAAUUUCU